AUGGGCUCCGAAUCUAAAGUCGAGAACCCCUUCAUUCACCCGUUCCUCUUUACUUUCCAGCUUGUCCAGUGGUUGACGGGAAAGAUUCUCGCGCCCAAUCCUCCUGACCCGAGCACGGUUUUGGGAAGACCACGGAUUGCGGUUGUUGGAGCGGGUAUUACCGGUGUCACAUCCGCCGCUCACUGCAUUGGUCAUGGUUUCGACGUCGUUAUCUUCGAGGCGGGGGACAAGGAUAGUCUUGGUGGGAUAUGGAGUAAAGUGAACAACACCUCGAGCCUCCAAAUCCAUUCUCUCAUGUACCGGUUCCACCCAUCCGUCCAGUGGGAACGCGGCUAUCCCGACCGUCAGCAAAUCAUCAGCCAGGUGAAGCAGCUAUGGGAACGAUAUGGCCUUGACACGCGAACGAAGUUCAACACCAAAAUCGAGAAAAUGUAUCAAGAUGAAAAGGGCCGCUGGGUGCUGAACAAUCCCUCCAAUGGGACGUUCGAAGGUGUCAUUGCCGCUGUGGGAACAUGCGGUGAUCCCAAGAUGCCGAGUUUGGACGGGAUCCGAAAGUUCAAGGGCCCCGUAUACCACAGUAGCCAGCUGACGGGAAAGAAAGCGGCAGGAAAGAAGAUGCUGAUCAUCGGUGGCGGCGCGUCGGCCGUGGAAGCGCUCGAGUUCGCAUCCGAGGAGGGCGCGGAAAAGACGUACAUCAUCGCUCGCUCCGACAAGUGGAUCAUCCCUCGCAACCCGAUCGUCAACCUGCUCCUCUCACUCAAUAUCUUCGGGUACGAGACGAUCUUCUCUUGGAUCCCCGAAACACUGCUCAAGAAAUUCUUCUACCGCGACUUGCAGGACCUCGCACCGGACGACAAGGGUAUCUUCAUGGACACGCCCAUGGUCAACUCGGACGUCAUGGACAAAUUGCGCAGCGGCACGGCCGAGUGGGUGCGUUGCGACAUCGAAGGAUUUACGGACAAGGGCAUCAUCGUCAAUCGUCGCGAUAAGGGCGUGCCUCCGGGCGGGCCAGGACGAACGACGGUCAUCGAGGGCGACAUGGUCAUCAUGGCGACAGGGUUCAAGAGACCGUCGCUCAACUUUCUGCCCGAGGACAGCUUCGAGGAACCUUACGGCGCGCCAAAUUGGUAUCUACAAACCUUCCCGCCCAAGCACCCGUCCAUCUCCGCCAUCAACUGCACAUACCUGUCGGCAAUCGGAACAGUGGGCAACUGGCACAUCGGCAUCUACACUCGCAUCCUGCUCAUGUUCAUCACUGACCCUCUGACGCGACCGAGCACCUUUUGGAUGGAGCGAUGGAUCGACAUGACCAAGUUCCUCAAGAUGACUUCACCGACGGGGGCUUUCGACUUUUUCACAUAUCUUGAGCUUCUGUGGUGGUUCUUCUUCUGCGUUGCCUUCAACCCAUUUCGUUGGAAAUGGGCCAUUUUCGUCUUCUUCGGGAUAGGCAUUGGGCUGCCGAAGAGAAUCAUAGAGGCCGAACGUCAUGUCCGGAAUGGAAUGGGGUUGCGCCACGAGGAAGGGCGGGAUGUAGGGAGGAGCAUUUAG
Messenger RNA from Pseudomassariella vexata, 1548 nucleotides. RefSeq names its product monooxygenase. The transcript is spliced from 3 exons. The coding region runs from base 1 to 1548 and encodes 515 amino acids. The record is from RefSeq and is a predicted model, not a curated record. NCBI's taxonomy places the organism in Eukaryota, Fungi, Ascomycota, Sordariomycetes, Amphisphaeriales, Pseudomassariaceae. Gene Ontology annotation, molecular function: NADP binding; N,N-dimethylaniline monooxygenase activity; flavin adenine dinucleotide binding.